Salvelinus sp. IW2-2015 is the source of this 827-nucleotide messenger RNA. Its product is annotated as AN1-type zinc finger protein 4-like. Gene Ontology annotation, molecular function: protein binding. The record is from RefSeq and is a predicted model, not a curated record. Lineage: Eukaryota; Metazoa; Chordata; Actinopteri; Salmoniformes; Salmonidae.
UCAGGAGCCUCCUGUUUUUUGACAGGUGAGAUGAGUAGUGUUCACGAAAACCGAAAGGUUUACCUAUCUAUCACAGUUCAUGGGCAAUAAGGACAGCUUUCAGGCUUUCCUUUUUAUAUUUAAGCAUGAAGAUAAGCAGACCCUUUUGAUUCUAACCUACAAUGUCGAAUCUGAAGAGGAGAGUAGGCGUAGCAGCUUGCUAGCCAGCCAUCGACCCAAGCAAGCUUGGGGCUUCCUGCAUGAUGUGUUACCGUGGUGACAACAGAGAACACCCAUCCCCCUCUCCCUUCCCCUGGGCCGCCGCCCCUCCCACACCCCCCUCCCCCUAAAGCAGUCCUGACCUCACCAAGAUGCCGGACAGAAAGGAGCCGCCUAUCUAUAACGACGACAGUGUGGGGACCUUCCAGUACAAGUUGCCGUUCUACGAGACCAUGGAGCUGUUCAUCGAAACUUUGACGGGGACCUGCUUCGAGCUGCGUGUCUCGCCCAUCGAGACAGUCAUCUCUGUCAAGGCCAAGAUCCAGAGGCUGGAAGGUAUCCCUGUUGCCCAGCAACACCUGAUCUGGAACAACUUGGAGCUGGAGGAUGAGUACUGUCUGCAUGAUUACUGUAUUGCUGAGGGCUGUACUCUGAAGCUGGUGCUAGCCAUGAGAGGAGGACCAAUCAACACCAGGAGAGGUAGGUAGCUAGGGGGAGAUGUUGGGAUUUCUCUACCCUCACUGCUGUACACCCWUAAGUAUUCACACACAGUAAAUUCAUCUAUUCUAGUCCUGUAAGCCUCUGUAGCAACAUUUUGAUUUGAUGAACACUGCCCUAAUGUCCAUGAA